AUGGCCAACAUUGUUCGGACGUCGACCCCGGACCAGACCCCCCAUAAAAAGGCUGCCGGGGCGGAGGCCAAGAAGAACAUCAAGGCUUUGGCCGUCGAGAGUGGCCUGUCCAAAGACGUCGCGUCGCAAGCAUCUCCGUCCAAGGGUAAGCCUCUGUUACACGAAGAAGAUUUCCCUGCGUUGGAUGCCGUCAAGGGGAUUUCCACGCAGCCUGGCACACCGUCCAGGUCUGUCGUUGCAACACCAAAGAUUGCUCCAGCCAGCAUCAGGAAGCCCCAACAAGAGGCUCCAACUGGAGCUCCAACCCCGUUGACCGAGGCGCCCAAGCACACGCCCAAGGCUGCCGAGAAGAAACCUGUGCUGGGCGUCCUGAACAUUGCCGCGGCCACCAAAGCGGCCCAGCCGAAGCAGCCAGAGGCAGGUACGGCGGAGCAGUCGGAAUCGUCAGCAUUCCCCGCCUUGCCAACUCCGACAACUGCUAGUGUCGCAUCUCCCAUUACAAGAGCUGCACCUAAGACUCUGCGUGUCGUCUCGACUCCCAAGGCGGAAGUACCACCGGCCCUGCAUUCUGGCACCGCCUCCACUGCCGCCAGAGCCGUGUCUACUGCUCACGGUCGGCCCGGAACACCGGUGAGUGAGAUCAUCAGUGACAGUGCAUCCAUCGUAUCGGCAUCUGUUUCUGCAUCCCGCACGAGUUCGCCUCCUCCCACCAGGAUCGGGACAGCGCCCGUCCGCACUACGACGAAGAGCCAGCAGCGUAAACAACGUAAGGAGGCCCACAAGGAACAGUCGGCCACCAUUGCUGUGGUGCCGAAAGUAGCGGAAGCCGAGGAGCAAGCGCCCAUCAUCGGUCGUAAGAAGAAACAGAAGAAGGAGAAGCCGGCCACCACACCCCCAGCAGUGCCUAAGAAAGCUGCCGAGCGCGCAGCGACGCCGCCUCCCCCGCCGAAGGAGCCCACUCCUCCUCCCAAGCCCGUCGUCGAGACAACGGUCGUUGAUCUGCCACCUCCAAAGGGCAAAGCUGCCAAGAACGCCGCUAAGAUGGCAAAGGCGGCCGAAGAGAAAGGUAAGAGCAAAGAGGCACCUGCGACGACUACGCCUUCGCCUCCAGCGCCGACUGCCGUCGCCGCGCCUGAAGAGUCGCAGGACAUUGGAGACAACCCCAAGACCAUCCCGGAAGUCGUCUUCCAGGACCUUGUCAGUGCCGGCGAGGCUCCUUCUCCGGACGCCCUUACGCUGCUCAAGCCGCUCGCCGAGCAGAACACCCGCAUUGAUCGAGCGCAUGCCGCCGCGGCGCAUGGCAACAGCCCGCCUCCGUCGACCGCAACUAAGAAUAUGAUCUCGGAAGCAGACCACGCCGUUCUUAUGACUGGCCAGCCGGUUCGUAAGGUGAUUGACGGCCAUCGCGUGCUCAUCACGCCCAACGGUGACUGUGUCCGCAAUCUCACCGAGGAGGAAGAAGAUAAAUACCUGGAGCUUCAGAAGCGUGUUGCCGUAGCCAGCGAGCAGCCCGACAGUUUUGUUGCACCCCGCCACCAAGCUCGCCCUGGUGGCUUCUCUCUCAUCAAGGGACGGGCUGUGCCCAACGGGCCUCCGUCCUACUUCCCGCCAUCCCCCAACGCACAGAAGAUGUUCUCCGACGACCCGGUCAACAAGAUCCAGCGCGAGGAGGCCAUCAGCUACAUUAACCAGUUUGUGCUGCCGCGGCUCAACCUCGGCAACACCAACUUGUUCCCGGGCAGCUGGAAGUCUGCGCCAGGUGCUAAGGAUGCUCUCUCGGCGCGUGAGACCGCUGCUGCCAGCCUCAACUCGCUUGCUCCCUACAUCUACGGCCAUGACGCCGCCGCCGGAGCGGGCAUAUACUCGGCGGAGAGCGGCGGUUCGGGCAAGGACAUCCCCGAAGACGAGACGCCCUUUGGCGGCCUGGACUCGCCGCACCAGCAGGGUAGCGAGGUCGCCGUCGCGAGCGCCUCGGCCUCUGCCGCGGCUGCCGCUGCUGCGCAGGCUCAUGCCCAGGGCAGCAGCGCGCACCCCAAGCUCCCCGGCACGCCUCUUAAUGCCAUGUCGCUAAUGAGCGUCGAGGACGCCGAGACGGCGCUGGGGCUGGCGCGCAAGGAGACGGAGAAGCUCGAGAAGGGUCUGAACCAGGCCAUUAAGCGUAACCGGAGGCUGCUUCUCGGCGGCAGGUGA
Messenger RNA from Colletotrichum graminicola M1.001, 2190 nucleotides. RefSeq lists its product as uncharacterized. NCBI's taxonomy places the organism in Eukaryota, Fungi, Ascomycota, Sordariomycetes, Glomerellales, Glomerellaceae. The record is from RefSeq and is a predicted model, not a curated record. The transcript has a single exon. The coding region runs from base 1 to 2190 and encodes 729 amino acids.